GAAGAAACUAUCCGCAACAACGCAAUGGGCGAGACGGACGAUCGGAUUGCCCCACCCAGCACCACAUUUUCACAAGCGCUGUUUAGGCAGUGGUAUCGCUUGCGGUGGAAAAUGGCCUUCACGGACGAUAUUAUAAUCCCUGAGUUCGAAUCAAAUUCAUCUUGGCGGUGA
Molecule: messenger RNA, 171 nt
Organism: Phytophthora sojae
Lineage: Eukaryota; Oomycota; Peronosporomycetes; Peronosporales; Peronosporaceae
Exons: 1
Source: RefSeq, a predicted model, not a curated record